GCUACUCAGGAGAAACGAAAUGAUCUGCCCUGGAGCCGCAGCAAAAUGCUGGAUGGACACCUACUCCUGGGAUGGUUAUCGUUCACAGUUAUAGUGUAUCUUCUCAACUUGCCUGGACCAACCGCAGCAUAUUUCGGGUUGACAGGUAAUGAACCGUUGUCUAUCCUGCCACUGAACUCUUUACCAGAGGAGAACGUGGGCAGGGCCCACUACAAGCUGUGCGACCGGCUCAAACUGGAAAAGAAGCAGCGCAGGAUGUGCAGACGAGACCCGGGCGUGGCGGAGACCCUGAGAGAGGCCAUCACCAUGAGCGCCCUAGAAUGCCAGUAUCAAUUCCGCUUUGAGAGGUGGAACUGCACCUUAGAGGGCCGACACCGAGCCAACAUACUAAAAAGAGGAUUUAAAGAGACAGCCUUCUUGUAUGCCAUCUCCUCGGCGGGCCUGACCCACGCAAUGGCCAAAGCUUGCAGCGCGGGACGCAUGGAGCGCUGCACGUGUGACGAAGCCCCGGACCUGGAGAACCGCAAGGCGUGGCAGUGGGGAGGCUGUGGAGACAACCUCAAAUACGCCAACAAGUUUGUCAAGGACUUCCUGGGCAAACGCUCCAACAAGGACCUGCGCGCACGCGUGGACAUGCACAACACAAAUGUGGGCAUGAAGGUAAUCAAGGCCGGAGUGGAGACCACUUGCAAAUGCCACGGCGUCUCCGGCUCCUGCACCGUCCAGACCUGCUGGAGGCAGCUCCUGCCCUUCCACGAGAUCGGCAAGCAGCUGAAGCAGCGCUACGAGACCUCCAUUAAGGUCGGCAGCUCCACCAACGAGGCCACGGGGGAGGGAGAGAUCUCCACAGGGCGGAGCCAACAGCAGCAGCAGCAGCAGCAACAACAGCAGCAGCAGCAGCAGCAGCAGCCCCUGCCUGGCCUGAACGAUCAGAUCCCUCGCACUAUGGACUUGCUCCACAUCGAGGACUCGCCCAGUUUCUGUAGACCCAGCAAGUACUCGUCGGGCACGGCGGCCCGCAAGUGCUACAAGGACAAGAACUGCGACGCUAUCUGCUGCGGGCGAGGCCACAACACUCAAAGUAGAGAGGUGACCCGGCCCUGCCAGUGCCAGGUGCGCUGGUGCUGCUACGUCGAAUGCAAGCAGUGCACACAGAGAGAAGAGGUCUAUACCUGCAAAGGGUAAACCCUGUCAGCCCCUGCGGUCAGUGGAGCAAGUGAAAGAUGGUUGUGUUGAAGAGGAGUGGCUGUUAUGUUCUCAAAUAAGGUUUUGCUUCCACUGUCGGAACAGUGUUCUGCAAACAAAAGAGGAGUGAGCCGAUGGAGAAGCAAUAAGCACUUUGAGGGAUUUCUGUGGGUUGGGUUUCAGAGGUCCUGUGGCCCCUGUGUGUGUCUGGGGUUUGCAGAUCCAUAAAAACCUUCUCAGACAACUGGGUCAACAUCUCAAGCCUUUUUCUUGUCUUUUUUUAUCACGGCUUUGCCUUGAAGAGAGAAGCUUUUAUUUUCCUAUUCAAAAAUCAAAUUUUUUCAGAGAUUAGCGUCCAGUCAAUAAGGAUCCAACACAAGGACAGUAACACCAACAGACUGGUUUCUGGGGUCUAUCCCAAAGAAGAAUGGUGUGUGUGUGUGUGUUUGUCAAUCUUUACAUGUGUGUGUUUGUACGUGAGCAUGUGAUAGAUAGUUGGGGGGGUGGGGGUUUCAAAUGACGACUUUUAUGGCAAUGAAAACCAUAUUCAGAGACUGCUAAAAAAAAAAAAAGACAGGGUGUAAGAUUUACUCUACACGCACAUAUUUACACUCACACACAUUGUGUGUUUGCAUAUGUAUGUAAAUAAAUUCAGUUAUAUUGUAAUGAUAUUAUACAAGCCACUUAUCUAACUAUGUUAAAACAAACCACUAACCACACAAAUGUUUUGUUGUUUGUGUGCUCUCGCUCGUUUUUCUUCUUGAUUCAUGUCGACGAGGCCCUUUGGAAAGCAGCACACUUGUGUCCGUUGUCUUGCUGUGGAUAAUUUAUAGAUCCUUUGGGACUACUCCUUCACAGGGAGAAAAAUAAGAUCUCUUUUCUUUAAUAAUAUAAUAUGAAGCUGUUAGUAAAUGCAUUAACAGAAAAUAACUAAACCAGUCAGUUUAGGCUAUUCUCGGCCUUGAGCGAACCAGUGUUCAGGGAAUAACUUAAACCACUAUAACUAGUAUUUGGAUAAAAUAGGAGAGGAAAAGUGCAAAUACAAAUAAUAUCCAAGUUGGAGAUGACAGUGGCCUUGUUAGUACAGCCAACAUCAUUGCAACAGGUGAUCACUUGACCAGCAAACGGUCCACGUGUGACUCACAUCAGAAAUUGUUGAGCUCCGCAGAGCUUAAAUCUAUUUUUUUUUUGUUUGUUUAACUUUUAAUACUUUGAAGUUGUAAAGAAAACUGUGGAGAACUGGAGGAAUGUAGCCCCCUACCAUUUCACAUCCUUCUUUCCUCUUCAGCUGCCAUGAUUUGAUUGAGCCAUAUUCAACACAUGGAGACGGUCAGUCCAAACAGUAUGGGGCGACCGAGACAGAAAUCUAACUUGACGUGUCUGCAGAGUUGCUCAAGUGAAGAUGAAUGCGCAAGUCUCAUAGCUAAUAUAAAUAUAUUUUAUAAGACUAAUAUUUGUGUAAUGUUCGGCAAAUUGAUGUCUGAAUGCAAACACUGGGGUUUUGCAUGUCAGAAGUCAGUGAAAUUGUUCAAUUGUUGCUCGGCACAACAGUGACACAGUUGACACACACACCCUGCCAUGCAACUACGGUGACAGUUUAAAGGAACAGUUAGGCGGUUUGUGAAAUACUCAUUCACUUUCUUCAGUUAUAUGGUUUAUACCGCUCCAAUGUUUGAGGCUACAGCUAGAACAGUUAGCUUAGCAUAAAGACUGGAAACACAAGAUAAAACAUGCUAAUCAACAGAGAUGUAGACUCGAGUCACAUAUUUGACGACUUUAAACUCAACUUGAAAAUCAAAUGACAAAAUAAAAAAAGACUUGCGGCCUGACUUGGACUAUAACACCUAUGACCCUCAUGAUUUGGACUUUAGCCUUUUGACUUGAAAAUACCUCAUAAUUUCCCCCCAAGCCCAAAGAUUUAAAAGAAACCAACAAAUUAAUUAAUUUCCCAUCAUUUACUGAAUCAACUAAUGCUAGCGCUGUUCAUUCCCAGCAAGUUGAUGCUUGAAUUUCCCACAUUCACUUUGUUUGAACCAAUCUGACUGUAUCCAAAUCAAGUUGCAGGAAAGAACCAUGAGGAACUAACAGUUCUGCAAAGUUGUGGGUCUAAAAUAACAGAUCAAAUGUCAAAUGUAUAACUACUCAUUACAUUUGGUGAACACAUUAUGACUUGCUCGGGACUUGACUCACGAAAUUUAGAGCUUGGGACUUCCCAGUCUUGACUUUGGACUUGCCACUCUUAACCAGUGAGAUUUAAGGCCCAGACACACACCAAACCGUUGCCUCACGUUGCACAUGAACACUUUGCAAAGACUAAAGCCAACGGCCAACUGGCAUGUAUGUUCUGCACCUACUUGAGAGGAAGUAACUCUCCAUACCAGCAGACGUCUGUGGCCUGUAUUCCUCAUUGAAAAGGGGAGCUGGAAGACCGUCUUACGCUAGUCAGCUAGUUAGCACAUUAACAACGCAAUCUAAGCAUAUUUACCGCGUGCAAGUGAACAAUAACAGCAACAUAACAGUGGCUAAAGAAAAAUAAUCUUACCUUAUUUAAGUUUGAUUUGGUCUCACUCCCCUGAUUUAAGCUGUUUUUUUUUUAACUUUCCUGAAUUCUGUUUCUACUCUUGUGCGCUAAGCUGAACCGCCAAUCAGAGUGAUUUCACUCCAUCAUCGCUGAUUCGGCUAAAUAAAAAGCUGACAGGGGCCGACAAGGGGCAAAAGCGCGGGACAUGCCACACCGAUGAAGGCAACAGACGCUCACCAACAUCUACUAUGGUGUGUCAGGGCCUUUAGAGUUGCAAUCCUAGCUGCUUCCCCGUUUCCAGUAUUUAUGCUAAGCUAACUGGCUGCUGGCUGUAGUUUCAUAUUUACCCGACAGAUAUGGGAGUGGUACUGAUCUUCUCAUCCAACUCUUGGCAAGAAAGUGAAUAAGCCCAUUGCCCAAAAUGUCAGACUUUUGCUUUGAGACAUAACCAUGAAAUCAAAGGUUUAAUUUUCUGACAAAUGCCUCUGAACACACAAACAAUGCAGACAAUCAUAUUUCAUUGUAUUCUCAGCUCGUAGCCUCUGGGAACAUUAUGUUAUAUACUAUAAGAUAUGCCUUGUUUUAGAUGGGUGUGAAUUAACUACUGAGUGAGGGACCCAGCUUUGUAUUAUAGCGCCAUUCACGCACUGAAGCCCAAAAGCCCUUUAAAGUAUUUUAAGAUCUGUAUUUAUGGAUACAGUGCAGUGCAGAUUUUUUUUCUAUUAAAUUGUAAAUAGCAAAGGUUUCUUCUCCUGUGGUAUAGAGACAAAAGUGAGGCACAUGUUCAACUCUCACAAGCAACUGAAACAGAAAUUGGUAGCAGUACGAAACGCAAGAGACAUUUGUAGAAACAGCGCGCAGCUGUUGAACAAGACGGUUACAGAUUGUAAUCAGCGAUGCAGCACCAUGCCAGACGUCCUUAAAAGUGGCUUUUACCUUUUAACAGAUGGUUUAUACUUCAAAGAUGAUUAUCACUAUAUUUGAAAUUAAAGCACCGUCCUCGACAGCAGUAUCAUGCUUUAGGAGGGGAGCCUUGCAUGGGUUAUUUGUCCUGAGGAGAUGAAUUCCAAGCAUUUUGAUAUGAGAAGGCAUGCCAAAUAAAGACUGGUCAAAACAUAUACAUAGAACUUUGCACGCUACAUGGAAACCAUAAUAGCUAUGCUGAGACCUGAAGCAUAAAUGCCUGCUUCCCACAGCUUUCGGUGUGUGCGUUCUCCACACACACACACACACACACACUCCUCGGCCCAAACUCACUGAGGUUCUCUACUAUUGAGUAGAUUCAAAACAGGCAUGACAGGAAUACCAAAUGCACAGCGAGUGCAUUUUUGUUUGUUUAUAGAUUGUACAUAGGCCUAAAAAUUUCUCCCAAGACGGAGGAGCAUGAUGCAGCAGCCAGUCGGUUUUCAGAUGUCACAGUCAGUCCAUAUUUUCAAAUCCAAAACUCUGCACUGUUUAGUCGUCAGUGGAUCAUGUACAAAAUUCUGUUUUGUAGAAAAAAAAUAAAAGAUAAAUUAUUUUUAAAUAUAUUAUGAGCAUGUGUUUAGUGUAAAUAACGUCAAAGUCUAAAUUGAUUUUAUAUCCUGUAUUUUUUACUCUGUUUUUUUCUUUUGGGUGUUUGUUCCUUUUUUGGGGUGGAGGCUUCGAGAAGCAGUGUAUACUUUAAGCAUAUUUCAUUUCAUAUCUCACAGUUCGCUGUUAUCUAAGCACUAACAAAUCCUAACAAAUUUAGAAUCAACUCACCUUUAGCUGUCUUUUACUCGUGCACGAUCAUGACACAUUUUUGCGAGUAUUCAAACAAAAUCACAGUCAUCAACCAUAUUUUUUUUAUAGGAUUUGAUCUGUUUGUAUAAUCGACUCUUUCUGUGAAAAGACUUUGUAAUGUUGGUUAUCACCAUAUGAUGCGGUAUAAACUCAUGAUUGCAUCAGCGUGGUCUAGUUUAUACUCUUUGGAUCACUUUACAUGUACAUGUACUUUUUGUUAGGAUUUGUGCUGUGCUUGUAAAACAAAGACAAAACACAUCAACCAUGUAUUGCCCUUUGUGAUGAUACUACACCAACAAAGCUUUGUCCAUGUUCACUUAUUCAUGUCUUAUGGGAACCCUAAAUUAUUUUCCUCUACCUCAUGUGUAUAGCUUGUAGGUAUAAACAGAUCACAAAUGACUGGUAAGAAUGUAUUUAAGUUAUUUAACAUCUUUGUAUAACAAAGGCGAAAAAAAUCUGAAAUAAUAAAUGAAUUUUUAAAUUA
Messenger RNA from Epinephelus moara (kelp grouper), 5954 nucleotides. RefSeq names its product wingless-type MMTV integration site family, member 9A (gene wnt9a). Gene Ontology annotation, cellular component: extracellular region. The transcript is spliced from 4 exons. Gene Ontology annotation, molecular function: cytokine activity; frizzled binding. Bases 46 to 1185 code for a protein of 379 amino acids. Gene Ontology annotation, biological process: cell fate commitment; multicellular organism development; canonical Wnt signaling pathway. Lineage: Eukaryota; Metazoa; Chordata; Actinopteri; Perciformes; Serranidae. The record is from RefSeq and is a predicted model, not a curated record.